CUACAAACUACAAUCAUCCAUGGCGUCCCAAAGAAGAGUCUAUGAGCGCAUAAGUCCAGGAGUUUCAGGUUGAGGGGCCAAAUUCAAUUGUCUGGGCUCAAAUGAAUUGGCAGCAUGGAGGUGGAUGGGCUGCCUUUGAAUCUUAAGGUCCUGGACAGCAUUGUGCUUGAUUAUCUACAUCAUGAAGAUCUAGUGUCAGCUAAGACAGAAAGAGGACAUCCAGCUUCUGAAGCGAACCAUCGUGGAAUGAUCGACCACAUUCGAAGUCUUGUUAACGAAGGGGCCAUUGAAUCGGCAAUUGCGUUAACAAACAAAAGCAAUGCAAACAUUCUGGAAGAUCAGCAAUUACUAUUCCAACUAUACAAGGAGCAAUUUUUGGAACACCUUCGGGCUGGAUCGGAUGAAGCGGCGAUCCAUUGUGCCAGGAAGUUUCUGGAGCCAUUGGCGCUCAAUGCUUACCUUGAGGCUUAUCAGGAUUUCAAGCAAGUAAUGCUUGCCUUCUUGUUUGGGCCUGAGGAUACGGGGUCGCCUGUUGCUGCACAGUGGUCUUUGAAACAAAGGUUCAACUUGGCAGGCACCUUGGCAAGCAACCUGCGAGCCGCUGCGGCAGCCUAUGAUCCACUCCUGUCCCUUCUGCUGAGAUACCUAAUCAGCAUCCAGAAGCGGUUCCUUGAAAUUGCUGGCAACCUACAGCCCUCGGUGAGACUGGGAAGGGUGCUGAGAGAGGUGCCGUUUGAUGAGAAGGAUCCUCCUCUGGUGCCCAAGUCAAGUCUUGACCGAGCCCCCGAUUUCAAAGAGAAAGAUGUGCAAGACCUGGCGCAUGCGGUCGAGCUGCCCCGACAAGCUGCUGUCGACAGCCUAAGGGUUGCAAACGGGCAUGUUAUCACUGCACUCAAAAACGAGCUUAGCCGCAUGCGCGUGAACCGGACGUUCGUGGACGAACUCGCACGGGAGUAUGGUGUGUACAGGGGCCUUGUGGAUUGCGGGCCUGAGUCAUCACGUCAGUCAUGUACAGAGGCAGGAUCGAGCCCCAGUCAAGUGCCUCAAUAUUCCAAUCAGAACCAGCCUUCAACCUCCAACACAGAGUAUGCGGUAGGCAAUAAUAGCAGGGGCUCAGUAGAAGUAGGUACAAGAAGCGCAUCGAAGCAUGUGAGUAGCAGAGAGGCAGUGCAGGGCGUAGAAAAGCCACAAACGCUCAGAAAACACGGAAGCGAAGCGGAAGUCUCGGGUCCUUGUACAGUCCAGCAACAAUUCGGCAAUGAUAAAGAAACAAAGUCAGGUGAGCAAGUAACCCAGGUAGACGAAGAUGGUGACGUGCGGAUGCAUGACGCUCAAGAGGGCGACCAGUCAAACGGAGCUUCGGGGGAGCCGGUCGCCCCCGGACCCAAGCCGGUACUGGUGUGGAGGGGCCGGCCCGAGGGGUUUCGGGAGCUGCACGACGGCGCACUGGGGCUGCAUCUCGAGGAUGCUUCGGCCGCCAGCACGGAGUUCUCGGAAGACGACGUCAAGUCGCUUGAAGCCAGCCUGCUCAACCCUGAUGGCCCAACGGUUGAAGCGCACGCUGGCGAACCGGGCAGCCUGGUCACGGAGCAGUCUUCUGAAAAGGCUUCGGCCUCAAAGGCAUCCGGAAGCGAGGGGGGCCAGCAGCGCCCUCGACGACAGGCCAGCGCGCAGGAGUAUCUGCAGACUUCCGUCUUGGGGACGGACGUGCUGCGAAGGUAUCGAGAGGUUUUGGAGAUUCGGGAUAUGGUGAGCACGGGGGCGACGGGCCGGGCCGUGGAGGAAACGCUGCGCCUGGUGCCAGGCUUCUUCGCGGACAAGCAGGAGCUGCUCUUCCGGCUGAAGGAAGUGGAGUUCGUCAGGCUUCUGGAGGCGGGCGAGCUCAAGCCAGCGCUGCGCUUGGCGCGAGAGUCGCUCGGCCCCCUGGCUGCGGAGCACCGCGAGCUGCUCCCGGCCCUGAAAGCGACGCUCCUCGCCUUGGCCAAGCCUGGCCCCUACCUGCCCAAAGUGACGCCCACCACAGCAGCCCUCGCCACCUCGCUACAGGAAGCUCUGGCCGGUGCCCUUGGGGUGCCCGAGCCGUUGCUCGUGGUUCUGAUGCGAAGCCUGCUCGACGCACACGACGAGUGGUUUGAGAUGCAGAUGUGCGAAGACCCGUUCCGAUCCUUCUUUAAGCUGGACGCCCUCAAGAGCAGCGAGUCGGAUGGGGACUCGGCGCUGGAAUCAACAACGGAAGCAGCUGAGGUACCGCAGUCCUCGGGGGAGCAGAGUGCGGCUGACGAGUCGAUCCUGACGCUCAUGGAGUUCCUUGCGAUCUCUAGGAGCGAUGCAAUUGUACUGCUGGACAAGUUCGAUGGGAGUGUUGAAGCAGUGUUCGCAGAUAAGCUCGGAGGUGAUUAGAUACCACGCGUCGGCUUCACCUAGGAAGAGCAAGUCAAACAGAGAACAGAAGCGUUCUUACCAAACAAGGUUCUACCUGCUCAGCUUGUACAGAUGAACCGUCGUCCGGAUCGUUCGCACGCACCUUGUCAAGACAGGCGGUCAUUGUGCUGAAAAUUUACCCGAAGCCAAG
Molecule: messenger RNA, 2572 nt
Organism: Klebsormidium nitens
Lineage: Eukaryota; Viridiplantae; Streptophyta; Klebsormidiophyceae; Klebsormidiales; Klebsormidiaceae
Source: the annotation of a GenBank genome assembly